AUGCCACCCAAGGGAUCGCUUCGAGGUCGCACGCAGCAUAGAGAAGCUGACAAGGAGCCAGAAACGCCGUUCCACCCUACCGCGGAUGCAGCCACGUUUCGCGAUCUGCUCAUCUUUGAAGAACGGCUCAAACAGAAUGCGGCUCGAUUGCAGGCGCGAAAGCGCAAGUACGAAAUGCUGCUGUUUGGCUUUAUCAGCUUUAUCGUGUGUCUGUCGCACUUUGUGGUGAUCUCUCCGCGAUCGUCCGUGUUUCUGCAGUACAGUCUAGCUGGUGUGCUUAUGAUCUGUCUGACGACGCUGUUUCUGUUUUUUGCCAGUGGCAUGCAUGCCGAGCGCAUUCGGUCGGCGAACAAGUUCGUUCCACAGGCGAACCGCAGUUUGCGUAACUUCAACAUGCAUCUCAACACGCGUAUUCGGAGUGCUGCAAGCUCGUCAACGUCGAGCACGUCGUCCUGGUCGAUACCUCCCGCGCAGAACAGCCGAGGCGAACUCAUCUUUAGUAGUAGCGUCAGUCCAGAGUUUCGCGAAGGAUACGAAAGGUAUCGAGCCGCAUUCGAGCGACGUCGAGCCGAAAAGAUGGCGGCUAAACGAGCACAGUCUUGGAAGCGCUGGCUCGACUACGUGCUUGGCAAGUCGAGCCAUGCAGUUGCCAAACCCAACUCUACUGCAACACGCCGAUCGCUCGAGUCGCGGCCUCGCACAACACGCAGCUCCAAGCCAAAAGCCACGCGGACAACAAGAGCUUCAACCAGAGCCAAUUCCGCCACCACUACCGCUACACCUUGCCAUGUCAGCGGCCAACUAGAAGAUCUGAGCGACACUCUCAGCGAAGCACUCAUCGGCGCACACAGCGAUGGCCUCAGCGAAGGUGUCAGCGACGAACCAAGAUCGCUAUCAGGUCACGAGCCAUCAUAG
Molecule: messenger RNA, 915 nt
Organism: Mycosarcoma maydis (corn smut)
Lineage: Eukaryota; Fungi; Basidiomycota; Ustilaginomycetes; Ustilaginales
Exons: 1
Coding region: 1-915 (304 amino acids)
Cellular component (GO): Nem1-Spo7 phosphatase complex; cytoplasm
Molecular function (GO): protein phosphatase regulator activity
Source: RefSeq, a predicted model, not a curated record